GGCGCACGGGUGACUCUGCCCCUUUCGGUAUCGGGUACAGCGAGAGGUAGCGUCGUUCGUGAAGAAGAGUGGCCUUACCCAUUUGCUGCCGCCAACAUGUCGAAGUCUGAGGGAUCGUCUGAUUAUGGGUGCGAUUUGUCGCCUAACGCAUCCCCCAAGGAACCUGAACAGCUGCGUAAACUGUUUAUUGGUGGCCUCAGUUUUGAAACAACAGAUGAGAGCCUUCGCAAUCAUUUUGAGCAAUGGGGCACACUUACAGAUUGUGUGGUAAUGAGAGACCCAAAUACUAAGCGCUCCAGGGGGUUUGGAUUUGUCACCUACUCAACAGUGGAAGAGGUUGAUGCUGCCAUGAAUGCCAGACCGCACAAGGUUGAUGGUAGAGUUGUUGAACCAAAGAGAGCAGUAUCCAGAGAAGAUUCUCAGAGACCUGGAGCCCACUUGACAGUGAAGAAAAUCUUUGUUGGGGGGAUUAAGGAAGAUACAGAGGAACACCAUUUGAGGGACUACUUUGAACAGUAUGGCAAGAUUGAAGUUAUAGAGAUAAUGACUGAUCGUGGCAGUGGCAAAAAGAGAGGGUUUGCCUUUGUUACUUUUGAUGAUCAUGACUCUGUGGACAAGAUUGUCAUUCAGAAAUACCAUACUGUAAAUGGGCAUAAUUGUGAAGUCAGGAAAGCUUUGUCAAAACAGGAAAUGGCCAGUGCCUCUUCCAGUCAGCGAGGUCGUAGUAGCUCUGGAAGCUUUGGCAGUGGGCGUGGAGGUGGAUUUGGCAGUGGUGAUAAUUUCAACCGUGGCAGCAACUUCGGAGGCCGUGGUGGGUUUGGCAGCCGCAGCGGUGGUGGCGGCGGGGGAUAUGGGGGCAGCGGAGAUGGCUAUAAUGGGUUUGGCAAUGAUGGUUAUGGAGGCAGUGGCCCUGGAUACUCUGGAGGAAGCCGGGGUUAUGGUGGCAGCGGAAGCUAUGAUGGAUACAACAAUGGAGGUGGUGGCUUUGGCGGUGGCAGUGGAGGGAGCAACUUUGGAGGUGGUGGAAGCUACAAUGACUUUGGCAGUUACAAUAACCAGUCUUCAAAUUUUGGGCCCAUGAAAGGAGGAAACUUUGGAGGCAGGAGCUCUGGUCCGUAUGGUGGAAGUGGUGGUGGCUAUGGUGGCUCUGGUAGUGGCAGUAGCUAUGGUGGUGGAAGGCGGUUUUAAUUCCUAGGAAACAAAGCUUAGCAGGAGAGGAGAGCCAGAGAAGUGACAGGGAAG
Messenger RNA from Python bivittatus (Burmese python), 1242 nucleotides. It is a transcript of the gene HNRNPA1, whose product is annotated as heterogeneous nuclear ribonucleoprotein A1. Gene Ontology annotation, molecular function: mRNA 3'-UTR binding. The record is from RefSeq and is a predicted model, not a curated record. Gene Ontology annotation, biological process: mRNA splicing, via spliceosome. Lineage: Eukaryota; Metazoa; Chordata; Lepidosauria; Squamata; Pythonidae. Gene Ontology annotation, cellular component: catalytic step 2 spliceosome.